AUGCCCUGCGCACCACAGCCGAUGGAUGAGUACCUGUCCACUGCAGCAGAACUGGCUGACAUAUCGGCCUCCCGCCACAUGGUGGUCUCCACGGGGCCCUACGAGACAAGUGAUAUGGGCUCACACUACCCGAUGGCGCAACUGAGAGUUGACCUGCAGGCAAUCUCUCAGGCUAUGUUCACUAAGGCAGAUGCAGGAGCUAUAGAGGCCUUCCUCAAAGGCACAAUCUGGGCCGAACCGGUUGCAAACUGCCAGGAUAUUACCUCCCUUCAGGGAAGAGUUACCUCCCUCGAGGGCACAGCCGUCACUUUCGCCCAGCAGCACACCGCAGCUGAAAUAGCAGCCACAAGACAAGGGAACAUGCUGUUGGACAUAAGAAGGCAAGUAGAAGACCUCAAUAAUAGAGGUAGUAGGUGUAAUAUUAGGAUACACGGCCUACCUGAUAGCAUACAGAGGGAACCGCUAGAGGCCACACUGCAAGCACUUUUUAACUUCAUCCUGGGAAAUGAAGACCCAGAGAAUUCCCAACUAGACUGGGUACACUGGGCCCUCCACCAUCCUAGGCAAGAUGAGACACUCCGUGAUGUUAUCUGCUGUGUGCACUCAUUCCAGCAAAAGUAA
Messenger RNA from Pelobates cultripes (western spadefoot toad), 621 nucleotides. NCBI's taxonomy places the organism in Eukaryota, Metazoa, Chordata, Amphibia, Anura, Pelobatidae. The record is from the annotation of a GenBank genome assembly.